Messenger RNA from Mercenaria mercenaria, 2919 nucleotides. RefSeq lists its product as uncharacterized. Lineage: Eukaryota; Metazoa; Mollusca; Bivalvia; Venerida; Veneridae. Bases 354 to 2033 code for a protein of 559 amino acids. The transcript is spliced from 5 exons. The record is from RefSeq and is a predicted model, not a curated record.
CGAUAGUAGGUUCGCGUGACAAUGUUAAUACCCUUGACCGAUUAUUGGAUUACGUAAGAUACCCGUUAUAGAAAUAGAUUUAACAUUGUACGAAUGAGUGGGAAUUGAAAACAAUAUUAUAUCUUUAAAAUUCCACAACAACAAAACAUUAUCUAAGAAUGCUGCACCAAAAGACAACAGAACGUAUAGUUUUGCAGCUUUCAAUCAUGAUCUCUCAUGCAAUUAUGGGUUAGAGACUUUCUAAAAAAAGAUAAUCAUAUGGAGGAAUCAUAUUGCCGUUUCAUAUUGAAUGUAGUUUACGAGUUGAAUAGAGGCUCGAUCGUUCUUUAUUGAACGUGUUUGAUAAUAAAAAUAUGGACAGACACAAAUGCAAGAUUCUUUUCAACAAAUGUAUCCUAGCAAUUGGACCUGAAAAACAAGGAUGCCAGAUAUGUUUGGGCAGAUUCCUGCCUGAAAUGACGUCAGAGAUAGCGUUCGCGAUAGUCUUUGGGUCUGUUGUUAUCAUGAUAUUCUUGUAUAUCGGCUACUCCACUUAUUAUGGAACUCCUAGAGAAGAAAAACAAAAACACUCUCGGUUCAAUGACUUCUUAAUGAGGAUUUACAAUGAGGAAAUUCGAAUGCAGCCGAACUGGAAGGACAGUGAAUAUCAAGACAUAGAAAGUUCUGUAAGGGAAACUAUUGAAGAUAUUAUCUACGUAGCGUUGUUUUGCGAUAAGGAACUUCAUGUAGAUAGGAAUAAGGUACAUUGUUAUGUCGAGCUUGUAGGCAGUUGCCAGGAGCAAACAAAAAUUAAACGCCCGGAUGAAUUUGAUUUUUCAAUAAAACUUCCAUAUUUUUCUAAAGAAAAUAUCCAAGUCGAAGAAGGAAUGUUAAAGCCUCGGAAAUUCAGAUGUAAACAUAAGGUCUCUUUUAAAAACGACAAUGCGUUUGUCCAGCUUGUAUACAAGGUAAAAAAGGGCAAUCCUUCAGAAAACAGCGUAAUACAGGGUUUCCUGAAAGUUGAUGGGGACAAGAGUUAUCUGUCUGCUUACUCCAUUCAUACAUUUUUUAAAAAUCGUGUCGUAGAUGCAUUGAACAAACUGCAUCCAAUUGUAAAAUCUAAAGAUACAGGAACUUUGACAAGUCCCCAUAAAGAAGUAGAGGGCGUUUUAUUUCCAGACGAAAUCAGAUGCUUAGUUGAAAACGGGCCUGCUUUGAAAGUUCCUCUUGUGUGGAAAGGAAAUUCUGGUAACUUUUUUUGUAUCGAUGUUGACAUCGUUCCCGUCAUUGUGAUUGGAGAAUCAUCGUUAGAUAUUAAUUUUGAUACAGUUGAAGACAUGAGGAAUGUGUCGAUGAAUGCCAACAGGUUUGUACCUUAUCCAGCACUGUGUGCCAUACUAGGGAUUACAAGGUUUGAACACAAGACAGAUUCUGAAGGAAAGCGUAGCAUAAAGGAAUACAAAACAUUCGAGUAUAUUAUUGAGAACGCGACAAGUUAUGACAAACCUUUUAUUGAAUGCAGCUUUCUCAAGUCAUUUGCGGAUACUGAAAAUAGACUUAUGCAUCGCGUCAAGGAAACACACAAUUCCUUGUUUAUUUGCUAUCAAAUUUUGAAGGAUAUGGUGCAUUUCUGGCCAAUUUACUCACAAAAUGGCAAAGUACACGGGGUCACAUUUACAUGCUAUGUCAUAAAAACGACCCUUCUUGAAAAAUAUGUUGAUAAAAAGUUUGACCAAAACGAUGAUGUUGCAAAAUGUUUCCGUAAAAUGAUGAAUAUCCUGAACAAGAUUUCAGAAUCUAGCCUAAGUAAGAAACAUCAAGUUAUACAAUCUCCAUGGUUUAAAAAACAUAUAAUUAGGUGUACAAAAUACGCUGGAUCCGAAACUUGCAGACAAAACUCUUUGGACAUAUCAAGAAAUAACGUCGGAAGUCUGUACAAACUCAUAAAUACUUUAUCGGAAGAUGUAAAUUUGAGUCAACAUUAUCAAGAUUACAAAAAGCGGUUUCUUUCUAUAACUAAAAGUGAACAAAGAGGUACAAUACAUAUGGUUUAGACAGAUAGUAGGGUCGAUGUCAGAGAAUUAGUUAAGAGAGGUCUCACGUUAGAUCGUUUAGAACAGAACCAUAACAAUCACAUUUACAUAGCACUCUCUUCAUGUAUUUGUACAUAAUCAAACGUGUUCCAAAAGAACAAAUGAUGAAAUAAAACUUCUAUAUGAACUGACUAAGCAUGGAUAUCAGAAAUGAAGAAAAAUGACAAACAAAACAUAAAACAUUGAAAAUUAUUUUAAAAGACAAGAUUAUUCGGUUAGUUUGUCAUUGUCAAGUGUUUUGAAACAGAUUGGGUUUCACACAUACUUUAAAAUUGCAUUUAGUCAGAGUAUCUGUAAUUGUGACGUUGUACGCAAAGCUCCGUAUUAUAUAUAUACACACGUAAUAAUUAGUCUGGCGAAUUAUUUUUUGACUUCAGCAUGUAAACCGCUACCAUGCCUGUCCUUAUCAUAGACUGAGGAAUGAUAAUGUAUAGCUUGUGUACACUUGUGGAUUAGACUUUUGUAUUGUUCUCUGUAUCUGAAGAUCAGGUAAUGUAACAAAGCAUUACAAUAGCUUAACCGUGAGGUGAUUAUAUAAGUCCCAAAUGAUUUGGUAGCAUAACUGCUUAUGCGCCGUCAUGUUGACCUAUUCUACAUUAUGAUGGCUACGAGUAUAUAGACUCACACAUAAAGCUGAUUUGUUCUUCCAUACUCAGAUUGGAAACUAGCCUUCAAAAAGUGUGUUUAUUUUCUCACGCAGUCACCUUUGUCUACGUUACCAAAAUACUGAUUGCUUAUCAAGACAUUUUAUAUUUCUGAUUAAUUCAGCACUUCCUGGUUGUAUAUUGCAGGGGAUAACUGUUUUGUUUAAUUGCUUUUGAAUUAAAAAAACAUUUGGUCAAGCUAA